Molecule: messenger RNA, 1152 nt
Organism: Triticum dicoccoides
Lineage: Eukaryota; Viridiplantae; Streptophyta; Magnoliopsida; Poales; Poaceae
Product: 50S ribosomal protein L19, chloroplastic-like
Exons: 5
Coding region: 154-909 (251 amino acids)
Biological process (GO): translation
Cellular component (GO): ribosome
Molecular function (GO): structural constituent of ribosome
Source: RefSeq, a predicted model, not a curated record
GGCCUGGGCUGGCUCAUCUCCUGAAGUAAGUCUGUUCGUUCACCACCUCUCCCCGUUCACCUCUCUCUCCCCCUCUUUCCUGGCGGCGCCGCCCUCCUCGUCUUGCCCCUUCGCCGGCGACGAGCAUCCAACCACCUGCGUACGGGCCUCAGGAUGCAAUCUUUGCUCCGGAAUGUCUGCCGAGCCGGAAACCGCGGGGCUGCGGCGAGGCUCCUGGAAUUUGCUGCUCCUGUAGCCACUCAGCCGGGGGCUACCCCGCCAUCCUCGGCCAUCAAAUACCUCAGGCCUUGCGGGUUCACUCCUCCAACUGGGGUAGGAUUCUUGUCCUCUUUUGUCUCUUCUUCGAAUUCGUCCAGGUCAUGUCAUCUGGAUCAAUUUCUUUGCGUGCAGAAUUGGUUCAUUUCCCGUGAUGGUGUUCCUGCCUCCUCUGGUUUCUGCGCAAAGGUUCUCAUGACGAGGAGUUUGUCGACGGUGGGAACUGUUGAGGUUGCCUCGGACGAGGACGAUUCCAGCUCCCCUGCGGUUGAGCACCCCCCACGCAUCAAGUUCAAGAGGCCCGACAAGACUGCCAGGCACAUUAUGAAUAUCUUGAACAAAGAGGCGGUUGAAAAGGUCCGUUCGGAGAGGGAGAUUCCUGAUGUGCAGCCUGGAUGCAUCAUUCAGAUGAGAUUGCAAGUUCCUGAGAACAAACGGCGAGAGUCUACAUUGAAAGGGAUUGUGAUAGCAAGGCGCAAUGCUGGGAUAAAUACAACCUUCAGAUUGCGUAGAUUAGUAGCUGGUGUGGGAGUCGAGUCCGUCUUUCCACUUUACUCACCAAACAUCAAAGAAAUGAAGAUCUUGGACAGGAAGAAAGUCAGGAGAGCUAAGCUGUAUUACCUGAGAGACAGGAUGAAUGCACUUAAAAAAUGAGGCUUUCGGCUAGGAUUUUUGCCAGCAUGGUUUCUGACGGAGCGACGGUUGCAGUCUGAGAAUCACACCUAUUUGGUCCCAUCUUUGUAAAGCCAUAGUUUGUCUGUACUUCUCAUAGUGCGGAUGAGGUCUCUUGCUUGCCAUUAUUUACCUAGCAUUUGCCUUUGUCAUAACAAAGCUGGAAUAUUUGACGCAUCAAAGUGAAACUAUUAUUAUAACAUGCUUCCUGCCAUCGAGAUUACC